This is a messenger RNA of Condylura cristata (star-nosed mole), 459 nucleotides long. RefSeq names its product transmembrane protein 207 (gene TMEM207). Bases 1 to 459 code for a protein of 152 amino acids. NCBI's taxonomy places the organism in Eukaryota, Metazoa, Chordata, Mammalia, Eulipotyphla, Talpidae. The transcript has 5 exons. The record is from RefSeq and is a predicted model, not a curated record.
AUGUUGAGCAGCUUUUUCUUUAAUAUGUUGAGAUCUAGACCUUUAAGUUUUGCUUCAGUGAUCUCAAAAACAGGAACCCUGUAUUUGCCACUAUUCCAGUUGGUGCUCUCGGACUCACCAUGUGAAGAAAAUGAAAUGUGUUUAAAGUAUAAAGAUCAAUAUCCUCAUGACUGGUAUAUCUGGUUCUUGCUACUAAUUUGCUUAGUGGCUCUCCUCUUUGGAGUAGUGCUCUUCUGCUUCCAGUGCUGGCUGAGACCCCAAGUUGGUUCCCCAAGACGAACUAUGGCUGUUUUUGCAGUUGGAGACUUGGACCCUGUUUCUGGAAUGGAAACAGCUGUGAGCCCAACUGUUGGAAUUCACCUUCAAACUCAAAACCCUGAACAAUAUCAUGUCCCAUGUCAUAUAACAUUAGGUCCUCCACCUCCAUAUGAAGAAACUCUAAAAUCAACACAAUUUUGA